AUGCAUUCAUACUUUAACAACAAUUCUUCUCAUAAUAAUAUUUCUGACGAUAUUUUUAAACUUAUGAUGGAAGGAAAUGAUUUAACAAAUAAUAUUAAUUUCCAAAGUAUCGAAAAUUCCUCAAUGUCAAUUGAUGAUUUCUUCUCUAAUAUUACUACAUCCACACAUGAUAAUUAUUAUGUUGGAAGUAACUUUGGUAGCAGCGAUAAUAGCAGCAGCAGCUGUAGUAAUGAUACAACUGCAAACAAUUCAGCUCAAACUACUCCUGUAAUCUCGCAAGAUACAAAUCCGUUACUCUCGUUUUCACCUUUACAACAACAACAACUUACAAUCAGUCCAAUGGUUUCUGAAAGUUGGAAAAAAGAGCCGGCUAACGUUAAAGCUGAAUACAAAAAAUUAGCUGAUGUUGCUAAACAGCGUUAUAAAAUAAUUUGGCCCGCAAAAAAUCAACAACAAAAACAAAAUGACGCAAAUUCUUUGGAUUUAAAUGAAUGGAUUAAUUUUGGCCAAUCUUCGUCUUCACAUUCAUCAACAAUUCCUACAAUUGAUCAGUCGCCAAUUAUCAAUAUUGCUAGUAAUCUUGAUGAUAAUCCAAUUAUAAAUAACACAAGCACUUUUCCUAAUAUUCUCGCCAACAAUUAUAAUGAGACGUUAACAUCGCCAAAUACGUCAACGUCAUCAAAUGAAUUAACGUCAUCAAAUGAAUUGACGUCAUCAAAUCCAUCGACGUCAUCAACAUCGAUAAUACGCAGUAUGCCAGAACCUACGGAUCGUGAAGGUUCACUAUUAGCAUAUCAUCAACUAAUGAUAAACUGGCAUAAAGAAUUACGUCGCCAUCCGUAUCGUACAAUUUCUGAAGCAAUGAAUGUAUCUAUUUUUACCUUUCAUAUUGUUUAA
This is a messenger RNA of Entrophospora candida, 897 nucleotides long. NCBI's taxonomy places the organism in Eukaryota, Fungi, Glomeromycota, Glomeromycetes, Entrophosporales, Entrophosporaceae. The record is from the annotation of a GenBank genome assembly.